AAAUUAUGUUUCAAUUUUACCAAUCGAAUUUUAUUUUAAAUUAAACUGAACAUUUGCUCACCCUUAAUCCCUCUGAUUUAGAGAAAGAAUUUUUUUUUUUUCGGUUUUUAGUUUAGCAAAGGCUGUUUUUCGAUUUCUUGUGCUAUCUCCUGCCCUUUCAAGCAGGGGAUGGCCUUUUACUCCUCUCCCAAUAUGAGUUUUCCUCUCUUUGCACUUGAAUUCUUAAUGAAGGCAGAGUAGAAUGAAAGAUUGCGAAAUUCAAAUAAGAGUAAAACCUGCACAAGUCAUCAAUUUAGUCUACUGAUUCUCAUUUAAUUAGAAUAAACUCUUAACUUAUUCUGCUUAUAACUUGUAUUAAUUGUCCUAAUUAUUAUUAUUAUUACACAACUUAUUGUAUAAUUAAUUGUAGUAAUGUAAUGUUGGUUGGUAAGCCGUAAUUUAGUUUUUAGUAAGAAGUUUCUUUGUUUAUAAUACUUAGUGGACAAUUUUGCCGAUAUAGCCAGUCACUUCUCCUACUAGCUGAGCAUGUACCACUUGAUCAGGAUUGAAGUGGGCCUUUACUUUUUAAAAAUUGCUCUUAUUUUACUGCACAAACUCUUGGUCAUUUUUUAUAUUUAUCGUCAAAAUCAGAAGCCAACCCUUGUAUAAUUAAUUGAUUCGGUUUCCCUGGAUAUGAACUAUCAAAUAUAAUACAAAACAAAAACCAAAAAAGAAAAGAAAGUGAAAGGUAAGAAAAACCAAGAUGAAGUCGUGCAAUGAAGGGGAGACAGGAUAGGAGAGACAUCAUAUAUAGAAGAAGUUCUUAGCAAAAUCUUAGCAAACCACCAAGAGCUUGAAAAUUCUCUUCUGCAAAAAUGAGAGUUGUUUGGAUCUUCUUGCUUCAUAUCAUUCUUCUGGGAUAUAUUCAUGCAAAUUCUUUACUGGGAUAUGCCUUACAAUUUCAGAACGAGACUGAUAAAUUGUCUUUGUUGGCUAUCAAGGAUGCAAUAACUGUAGAUCCUCAUGGAAUCUUCAGCUCAUGGAACAAUUCUCUUCAUCAUUGCCAGUGGAAAGGAAUUUCUUGCAGCACAAGGCACCCUGGGAGAGUCACCAUCCUAAACCUGAGCUCACAGGAUUUGGCAGGUUUCCUGUCACCCCAUAUAGGGAAUCUCAGCUUUCUCAGAAGUGUCUUCAUCCAGAACAAUAGCUUCCAUGGAGAAAUCCCACAACAGAUUGGAAACUUGUUUCGAUUACACAUCCUGUACCUGAACAACAAUUCCUUCCAAGGGGAGAUUCCGAAAAAUUUAACCAACUGUAAAGAUCUCAGGGAAAUCAAACUUAUUGCUAACAAUCUCACUGGGAAACUUCCAGUUGAGCUUAGAUCUUUACAAAAUCUAGCAGUUCUAGACCUCAGCCUUAACAAUUUUCCAGGAAAAAUCUCACCUGCCAUAGGGAAUUUCUCCUCUCUUACCUUUCUUGGUUUGCUAGAGGCUAGACUGGAAGGAAUCAUUCCUGAGGAGAUCGGUAAAUUGACAAGAUUGCAGACUCUUCUAAUUGGAGGUAACAAUUUGACAGGCACUAUUCCUUCAAGCUUCUUUAAUCUAUCAAGCCUUACCCAUGUAUCGCUGGCAUUCAAUAAUCUAGAGGGAAGUCUUCCAGGAGACAUUGGCGUCAGGUUUCCCAACAUCAAGGGACUUGUGAUCGGAGGAAACAGAUUCACAGGUGCCAUCCCUAUUUCAUUGUCAAAUGCUUCACAGCUUGAAGUAAUCUCUUUUCCUUUGAAUAGAUUUACUGGACCUGUACCUGAAGAACUAGGAAGCUUAGCAAAUCUCUCAUGGAUUGGUUUAAAUGACAACAUGCUAGGAACCAGAACUGGGGAUGAUUUAAGUUUUAUUUCUUAUUUAACAAACUGCAGCAAAUUACAGAAGCUGUUCUUAGGCAGAAAUCUUCUCAAAGGACCAUUGCCUAAUUCAAUUGCCAAUCUUUCCUCACAAAUUAGAUUCUUAUCAAUAGGAAAGAAUCAGAUCUAUGGAAAUCUUCCUUCAGAGAUAGGGAACCUUGUGAACUUGAAUAGCCUGGAUUUGCAGGACAAUAUGCUGCAUGGUAGUAUUCCUCCAACUAUUGGCAAUCUCCAACAUCUGUUUCAACUGUAUUUCCAUGGAAACAAGUUUACAGGACAAAUUCCAUCUACACUUGGUAAUCUUACAUUUCUGUAUGAUCUCACUUUCGGGGAAAAUAAUCUUUUAGGAAACAUACCUCCAAGUCUUGGGAACUGCAGGAAUUUGUUGAACCUGUAUCUUGCUUUGAAUAAACUUGAUGGUCACAUUCCUGUAUCAAUGUUUGGCCUUUCUUCCAUUUUGUUUAUUGAUCUUUCUUUCAAUUCUUUUACUGGUUCCCUACCACCUGAUGUUGGCAACUUGAAACAGCUUGAAAGUUUAGAUGUCUCUCAAAAUAAACUGUCAGGGAGCAUUCCGAGCACGCUCGGCUCUUGUUUGAGCUUGAUGAGUCUCCGAAUGAAUGGUAAUUCUUUUCAAGGCACAAUCCCUCAAACUCUAAGUGCUUUAAGAGGAUUAAAUGAGCUAGACAUCUCAUCUAAUAACCUUUCUGGGAUGCUACCAGAAGAUCUAGGUGGACUUCCAUUUUUGCAGAUUUUGAAUAUUUCUUUCAACGAUCUCGAAGGUGAAGUUCCAGAAACUGGAAUUUUUAAAAACUCUAGUGCAAUUUCUCUGGUUGGAAACAAAAAACUGUGUGGAGGAAUCCCAGAAUUGAAGUUUCCAGCUUGCACUUUCCUGCACCCUAAUCAAAGAAGAAUUUCUCGAGCUCUGAAGGUGAUCGUUCCAUCAAUCGUUGUACCUAUAUGUUCAGCCGUGUUACUAGGUUUACUUAUCCUUCGCUACAGGAAAAAUAACUCGGUGGUAAAUCCUUCUUCAGCAUCAGUUGAAAAUACAUUGAUAAGAAUUUCUUACCAAGAACUUUUCCAAGCAACCGCUGGUUUCUCUGAGGCUAAAUUGAUAGGUUCAGGAAGCCAUGGGACUGUGUACAAAGGAGUGCUUCACAAAACUCGAUCUUUUAUUGCAGUGAAAGUUUUUGAUUUUCACUGCAGAGGAGCUUCAAAGAGCUUCACUUCUGAAUGCAAAGCUCUGAGAAACGUCCGUCACCGUAAUCUGAUAAAAAUACUAAGUGUAUGCUCAACUGUGGAUUAUCAAGGUAAUGACUUCAGAGCUAUAAUCUAUGAGUUCAUGCCUGGAGGAAGUUUAGAAAGCUGGUUACAUCCACAAAAAGAUGUAAAUAAAGAAGAUAUAUGCAGACGUCUUAAUCUUGAGCAAAGAUUAAAUAUCGCCAUUGACAUUGCUUCUGCGCUCGAGUAUCUUCACUGUCAUUGCCAACCAUCAAUAGUUCAUUGUGAUCUUAAACCCAGCAAUGUACUUCUUGACAAUGACAUGGUUGCCCAUGUGGGUGACUUUCUUGCUCAAGUUCUUUCCAGGACUUCUAUUAAUUUAAAUGAUGACAAGUCUAGCUCAGCCAUCAUAAAGGGGUCUAUUGGAUAUGUUGCUCCAGAGUAUGGUAUCGGCAACGGUGCAAACGUUCAAGGAGAUGUUUACAGUUUUGGGAUUCUUCUGCUAGAAAUGUUUACAGCGAAGAGACCAACUGAUAACAAGUUUCAGGCAGGCCUGAACCUUCACAAUUUCACUAGAAAAGCACUUCCCAAUAGAGUAAUGGAUAUUGUGGAUCAAAAAUUGAUAUCUGAUGAAGAAACAACAGGAGGGAAGAUACAGGAGUUUAUGGUAUCUGUACUGAAAAUUGGAAUUUCAUGCUCUGUGGAGACUCCAGGAGAUCGCAUGAAAAUAAGAGAUGCAGUAAGAGAACUGCAAAGGAUAAAGGAAGCUUAUGGGAGCUUAUGGAACAGAACGCUACUUCCAUACAAGUGAGAACUCGGGGAAGAACCAUUUGAAAUCCGAAGCUUUUAGUGUGUGAAUGCUGCUCAUAUGUUUCUUUACUGCUACCUGAAUUGUAACACGAAUGCUGUUCUUAUUCUAGCUGGAGAACUUUAACGCAUUAAAUAAAUAGUUUUUUGUUGGUUUCGACAAAAAUGCCCCCUAGUAAAAAAGCUAUCUUUGCAAGGAAUUGAAUUUGCUUAUUCAAUUCCUUACAAACAUCUAAAAACGUCUUAUCUACUUGUUUUUCAGCUAUGAGUUCUAUAAAUUUUGUUAUUAUAAAAGUCAGUCGCAUGCCUAGUUUUAGAUCAUAAGCUUUAGAACUAGUGU
Manihot esculenta (cassava) is the source of this 4244-nucleotide messenger RNA. RefSeq names its product probable LRR receptor-like serine/threonine-protein kinase At3g47570. The coding region runs from base 855 to 3908 and encodes 1017 amino acids. Gene Ontology annotation, molecular function: protein binding; ATP binding; protein kinase activity. Gene Ontology annotation, biological process: protein phosphorylation. The transcript is spliced from 2 exons. The record is from RefSeq and is a predicted model, not a curated record. NCBI's taxonomy places the organism in Eukaryota, Viridiplantae, Streptophyta, Magnoliopsida, Malpighiales, Euphorbiaceae.